Alternaria burnsii is the source of this 1761-nucleotide messenger RNA. Its product is annotated as natural resistance-associated macrophage protein. Gene Ontology annotation, cellular component: membrane. Lineage: Eukaryota; Fungi; Ascomycota; Dothideomycetes; Pleosporales; Pleosporaceae. Gene Ontology annotation, molecular function: cadmium ion transmembrane transporter activity; manganese ion transmembrane transporter activity. The transcript is spliced from 4 exons. The record is from RefSeq and is a predicted model, not a curated record. Gene Ontology annotation, biological process: iron ion transport; intracellular manganese ion homeostasis. Bases 1 to 1761 code for a protein of 586 amino acids.
AUGAAUUGUCCUUCGCGCACGGAUCCGGAAUUUCCGGAAGGAUACAACCAGAACCCGAAUGCGCUCAACACGGAUGCGACGACGAGGGCGGAUCUAGGAUACUUGGCGAACGCAAGGGCCAGGGAUGAUAACCGAAUAGAUUGUCACAACAUGGAUAACGACAUAGCGAUAGAUCGUCGGCAAGAGACUGAAGAGGAUGGUAAAUUGCAGCCCAAAGCCUUCGACGGCUUGCGCAGGAGGAGCGAUGCAACGGGGAGUGUGGACAACGGCCUUGCUAGUACGGCCAUCAGACCGUCUACCAUCUUCAACGAAGGACGAGACGUCCAUCGACCGAAGUGUCGCGGAGGUGUAAUUGGUGGUGCCAUUGAAGUCGUCCGCAAGUAUUUGAAAUUUGUAGGACCUGGCUUCAUGGUUGCCGUGGCAUACAUCGACCCUGGAAACUACGCGACCGACGUUGCAGCUGGUGCUUCUUUCGAGUACAAACUUCUCUUCAUUGUACUAAUGUCUAAUAUCUUCGCCAUCUUCUUGCAAUCGCUCUGCAUCAAACUAGGCUCCGUCACCGGCAUGAACCUCGCGGAGAACUGCAGAGCCCAUCUUCCGCGGUGGAUGAACUAUACGCUUUAUUUCUUUGCGGAGUCAGCCAUCAUCGCGACAGAUAUCGCUGAAGUGAUUGGUACAGCGAUUGCUUUGAACAUCCUCAUCAAAGUCCCUUUAGUCGCCGGGUGCGCACUGUCUAUUGUGGAUGUUUUGAUCAUUCUUAUCUUCUACUCCCCUUCAGGCACUAUGCGUGCCCUUCGCGGAUUCGAGUAUUUCGUAGCACUCCUCGUGCUUGGUGUUGUAAUAUGUUUCUGUUUCGAACUCAGCAAGAUCCACGCCUCAAUCGGUGAAGUCUUCGAUGGUUUCGUUCCAUCUUCUACUUUAGUCAAGUCGCAAGCUUUAUACCAAGCCUGUGGCGUUUUGGGCGCCACAGUCAUGCCUCACAGCCUCUACCUUGGUAGCGGCAUUGUUCAGCCACGCCUGCGGGAGUACGAUGACCAAAAUAACUCCACCUCUUUUCGCGACGCCGACGAGAAUUCUCUCUCAGACGAGCUGAAGUACAGGCCUUCCCUUGCAGCUAUCAAGCACUGCAUGUCCUACAGUAUCGCAGAGCUUGCCAUAUCUCUCUUCACCUUUGCUCUUUUCGUCAACUCAGCCAUUCUCAUUGUGUCUGGCGCUUCGCUGUACGGUCAGUCCGAAGCGACAGACGCCGAUUUGUUCUCCAUCCACAAACUGUUGUCCCGGUCGAUCGCGCCAGUUGCCGGUACUAUCUUCGCGCUGGCAUUGCUUCUUUCUGGUACCUCGGCUGGAAUCGUGUGCACCAUUGCUGGACAGAUGGUCUCGGAAGGCCAGUUGAAUUGGACGAUGAAACCAUGGCUUCGUCGCCUCAUAACACGAUCCAUCAGCAUCACGCCCUCGAUCAUCAUCGCCGGCUCUGUCGGACAAGAUGGGCUAAGCAAGGCCUUGAAUGGCAGCCAGUUCGCACUGAGUGUGAUUCUCCCUUUUGUCAGUGCACCGCUUAUUUGGUUCACUUGCCGAGCGCAGUAUAUGAAAGUCGCUGUAAGACCCAACGACAAUGGGGAGAGAGACACGGAUGUUACAGCAGAUGGUUAUGUGCAAAUGCGAAAUCACUGGGUCACUGCAGCGUUCGCAGUCGUCAUUUGGGGAGUUAUUGUUCUCAUGAACAUUGCUGCUUUGGUAUUUGCGGGUAUGGGAGUCGCUUGA